UGUUUUUUUUUUUGUUGUUGUUGUUGUUUAUAAAGAUCUUGCAGUAGUUAUAUGAAAAAGUCUGAUGGUGAAGCCGCCUUAGUUAUUUAGUACAUUAUAGUGAAAGUAGGUUGUCGAAGGUUGCUAGCAUUAACCCAGGACAGGAACUGAAUGAGUGUAAUGGUACGUGACCACUGACCAGAAGAGAGUAGUGACUUCAUGUGAUCAAUGGGUGUGGUCUGGAAUCACCAAGCAAAUGUCUUGGGAAUCGGUGAGCAGAACCAUUGAGCCAGAACAAAGCCGCUUUGUGACCAAAUAUGACAGUAUUAUUGUAUUCUUGGAUGUGGCCUGCUUUUGUUUGCUUUGUCAAACGACCACAUUUGAGCGUUUAGUGAUUUGGCCGGAAGAAUCUUUCAGUGAUACCUUGACAGGAAAAUAAACCCUUCACGAAGUGAUGGAUGGCAUUUUCUACUUUACAUUUCACAUUCGCCCGAUGUAUGAGCUGCUGCGGAGUUUCAGUGAAGUCAUUUGUCACUUAUGACGGGAAUAAGGUCAAGCUUAGACCGUACCUGGUGUCCGAUUAUAAACAUUUUGUUGUGAAACCCCCAGAGGUGGUUUGAGGUUCUGUUUGAAAUUCGGCUCCAUUGCGUCUCUUUUCUGCUCAUUCUACCCUGUAUUAAGACAGACUUGACUGGACAUGUUCCAGCGUGGCUCUCACAAUAUUUUUCAGCAUAAUUAUCUUUGUAGCUCUUCACAUUUGUUUUAUUUUUGUCCUUAGGAAGUGAAAUUCUUUCAGUUUCCACGGCGCAAUUACCUUUAAUCAGAGUUAUUGUUUUUUUUCCCCGUGACUCCCUGGUGCAGAUUUUCUUAUUGCUCAGCUGGGAGUAAACAUUUUGUAAUUUGAAGGUUUUUCAGUGCAACGCUGUGCUAUGAAAACAGACUCUUUGCUUUUUCAUUCCUACUGGUUACUGAAGUGCAGCGAUAAUGUGUGCUGGAUUCAGCUCAGUCUUUUCUCUCUCUCUCUCUUAUUCUCAGUCACUUUACAAGAAUUCCUAAUUCACUCUUUGUUUCGCCUUUCCCCUCCUGCUUCUUUUUUUCCUGUUAGUCUCUUCCACUUUUUUUUUUUUACCACCACUUCUCUGUUCUGCUUUAGAGCUAGCAUAGUUUCUCCUUAUAAGGGAGCCUGAACUUGCACAGACCCAAAAUACACCAGUGGAUGAAGGCAAAUAUAUCAUCCUCACAACGAAGAGGAAGGCAGAUGUUUUUAUUAGGGUCUGGCUGGAAGACGUAUCUAAAUGCUUUUUAUCAGGGACAUUAGUCUGAGUGGGAGAGUCGUACCAGUGAGGGUUUAAAGACCAAAAGUCUCUUGGGGUGUAAAUGUAACAGGAAGAGGUCAGCGAGGUUCACUUCCAGAGGACUGGAGUCCGGCCGUGAGAAAGAAAAACGUGGAAUCACAGUUAGUUUCUGGUCCAAGGAUCUGAUCAAAGAAGCCAUCCUGGACAAUGACUUCAUGAAAAACCUGGAGCUGUCCCAGAUCCAGGAGAUUGUGGACUGUAUGUACCCUGUGGAGUAUGGAAAAGACAGCUGCAUCAUCAAGGAGGGCGACGUGGGCUCGCUCGUCUACGUCAUGGAAGAUGGAAAGGUGGAGGUGACAAAGGAGAGCCUGAAACUCUGCACCAUGGGGCCUGGGAAGGUGUUUGGAGAGCUGGCUAUUCUCUACAACUGCACCAGGACAGCUACUGUCAAGACUCUUACGAAUGUGAAGCUGUGGGCCAUCGACCGCCAGUGUUUUCAGACCAUCAUGAUGAGGACGGGGCUCAUCAAGCACACCGAGUAUAUGGAGUUUCUGAAAAGUGUGCCCUCUUUCCACGGCCUGCAAGAUGAUAUACUGAGCAAGCUUGCCGACGUUCUGGAGGAGACACAUUAUGAAGAUGGAGAGUACAUCAUCAGACAAGGGGCCAGAGGAGACACUUUCUUCAUCAUCAGCAAGGGAAAGGUUAACGUGACCAGGGAAGAUUUGCCAAACGGAGAGCCAGUGUAUCUGCGCAGCCUCGGGAAAGGCGACUGGUUCGGAGAGAAAGCGCUACAAGGAGAGGACAUCAGGACGGCCAACGUUAUCGCCGCAGAGGCAGUCACCUGUCUGGUCAUCGACAGAGAUUCCUUUAAGCACCUGAUCGGAGGAUUGGAGGAUGUCUCCAGUAAAGGUCAUGAGGACGCUGACGCCAAAGCCAAGUAUGAGGCGGAGAACGCGUUCUUCUUUAAUCUCAACCUGGCUGACUUCAAUAUCAUUGACACCUUAGGGGUUGGUGGUUUUGGGCGUGUUGAGUUGGUUCAGCUCAAGAGUGACGAAAACAAAACAUUCGCCAUGAAGAUCCUGAAGAAGCGGCACAUCGUUGAUACCAGACAACAGGAGCACAUUCGUUCAGAAAAGCUCAUCAUGCAGGAAGCCCACUCUGACUUCAUCGUCAGACUCUACAGAACCUUCAAGGACAGCAAGUAUCUGUACAUGUUAAUGGAAGCGUGUUUAGGAGGAGAACUAUGGACCAUUCUUAGAGACCGGGGUUCAUUUGAAGACUCGACAACUAGGUUUUACACGGCCUGUGUGGUGGAGGCCUUUGCUUACCUGCAUUCCAAAGGGAUCAUCUACAGAGACCUCAAGCCAGAGAAUCUAAUACUGGACCACAGGGGCUAUGCCAAACUGGUGGACUUUGGCUUUGCCAAAAAGAUUGGCUUCGGUAAGAAGACGUGGACUUUCUGUGGAACACCAGAAUAUGUAGCACCAGAAAUUAUUCUGAACAAAGGCCACGACAUCUCAGCGGACUACUGGUCCCUAGGAAUUCUCAUGUUUGAGCUUUUAACUGGCAGCCCCCCCUUCUCUGGCCCUGACCCCAUGAAAACGUACAACAUCAUUCUGAGGGGCAUCGACAUGAUCGAAUUUCCAAAGAAAAUUACCAAAAAUGCUGCCAACCUAAUCAAAAAGCUAUGCAGGGAUAAUCCUUCUGAAAGGCUGGGAAACUUGAAAAAUGGUGUCAAAGACAUCCAAAAGCACAAAUGGUUCGAGGGCUUUAACUGGGAGGGCUUGAAGAAGGGGACAUUGACGCCUCCAAUUAUCCCUAAUGUCACAUCGGCCGUCGACACAAGUAACUUUGAUAGCUUCCCAGAGGACAAUGAAGACCCUCCACCUGACGACAACUCAGGCUGGGAUGUUGAUUUUUGAAGUCCAGCUCUUUCCCAAAGGAACUCUUCUUUUGUUGGCUCGGAGGCCAUUUUGAGGACUUUGUUGUAAAAAAAAAAAAAAGAAGAAGAAAAAAGAAAAGAAGAAGAAAAGGAAAGGAAACCGCAUUUAAAAUGAAUGAGGGGAAAGAAGAUAAACGGAUGGAUGGAUGGCUAACCCUCUGGGUCACCAGUAUGCCUUUACUUCACUGUGGCUCUGGAUCAAGCAUUUACAAAGAGACUGCUGUAGCACUUCUUUAGUGUUGUCUUACACUCUGCUCUUAAGGCAAAGGAAAGAAUGUGCAGGGAAACUUUCACUUACACACACUGGGAGAGGUUGAUCACGGAGCCGGGGUUUUUUUUUUCCCACGUUAAUUAGGUAAACGAUUGUCGAUUGAAGUUUGGUCCGUUUGGGUUCUGGUACUUGGAUGAGUGUGAUGUCUGACGGCGGACACCUGCAAAAGAGAGAGGAUGGUGAUUAUUUAUGUGUGCGAUAUUUUGCUUAAAUUUCUGUUGGGAAAUGCGAUCGGCGUCGGGAGGUUUUAUUACGAUACCGCGACGGUUCGCUGGUCGUGAAUGUGCAGCUCUGUGCCGAAGGAUCUCUCUGCUGUUUGCAAGCAAACCUGGCAACAAGUGCUCAAGACUAAUCUGAAUGUCACUGAUUCACACGCGUCGUAUUUAUUUAGCCUCCGAACUGUGCGUGGUGCAUAGUGUUUGAAUUCAGAGUCACAUUCUGACGACCGCGUCCAUGACGUCAAACGCUCUUCUACCUUUCGAAAUGAAACUGACUCGUGUUGAAAAAAAAAAAAAAAAAAA
Messenger RNA from Cynoglossus semilaevis (tongue sole), 4008 nucleotides. RefSeq names its product protein kinase cGMP-dependent 1. The transcript has 18 exons. Lineage: Eukaryota; Metazoa; Chordata; Actinopteri; Pleuronectiformes; Cynoglossidae. Gene Ontology annotation, biological process: protein phosphorylation. Bases 1490 to 3196 code for a protein of 568 amino acids. The record is from RefSeq and is a predicted model, not a curated record. Gene Ontology annotation, molecular function: ATP binding; cGMP-dependent protein kinase activity.